This is a messenger RNA of Dicentrarchus labrax (European seabass), 2917 nucleotides long. RefSeq names its product popeye domain containing 2 (gene popdc2). The transcript has 4 exons. Lineage: Eukaryota; Metazoa; Chordata; Actinopteri; Moronidae. Gene Ontology annotation, cellular component: sarcolemma. The record is from RefSeq and is a predicted model, not a curated record. Bases 424 to 1572 code for a protein of 382 amino acids. Gene Ontology annotation, molecular function: cAMP binding.
GCUCUGCAGUGCAGGCCGGUGGGCGAGAGAGACAGACGGAAAAGCACGGCAAGAGAAACGACAGGAAGACUCAGAAGAGAAAGACGGCGGGAGAAGCCAGAGGAGAGAGGAACGUACGCAUAAUGAGAGAAGAAGAAGAAGAAACCCAUUCCAGCUGUGUUUCUAUAACAAAUAGAGCCGUGAGAACUUCUUCACAUUGAAGAAUUUUCCACUGCACGCCAAGGGAACAAACAUUUACUUUUGACAUUUUUGGUCAGUGCCAGCUGUUUAUUUUUGAUCGAGCUUUCAAACAAAACAUUUAGUUGUAACUGUUGAUUGGACAGAAAUAGCACCAAGUUUCAUUAGAUAAGAAGUUUUUUUGGUCCUUUUUUAUUUUGUGCAUCAAAAGCCUCUCUUCAGCUUGUCAUUUGAGAACUUUCAAACAUGAGCACAGACAACUCGACUCUGUUGGACAGCUUGUUCUUUGCCCCUCUCUGCGAUGGCUGGACCAACAACACAGAGGGGGCCAUCUAUCAUUUGGGUCAUACCUUCCUGUUUCUGGGCUACAUGGGAGGCAGCGGGGCCUACGGGUGCCUCUUCAUCUUUGGCCUUCUGACCCCGGCCUUCGUGUGCCUGACCCUGUGGGGCUGGAUGACGAUGUGCGGCCUGGAUGUCUUCACCUGGAACCUGCUUCUGCUGCUCGCCUGCUUAGUGCAGAUCUGCCACCUCCUUUACCGGCUGCACCAGGAGGGCAUACACAGUGAGGAGCUGACCAGCCUCUACCAGGCGGUCUACCUGCCGCUGGGCGUGCCCAUCCAGGUGUUCAAGGAGAUCACAGGUGCCUUUGAGAACAAGGUGGUGGAGCUGAAGGCAGGAGAGACGUACGCUGUGGAGGGCAAGACGCCCAUCGACAAGCUCUCCUUUCUGCUGUCUGGGAGGAUCAAUGUGUGUUUGGAGGGCCAGUUCCUGCAUUACAUCCACUGCCACCAGUUCCUUGACUCUCCAGAGUGGGAGUCUCUCAGACCAAACGAGGAGGGAAAGUUCCAGGUGACCCUGACAGCAGAGGAAGACUCCCGCUACAUCUCAUGGCGCCGCCGCCGCCUGUAUUUGCUGAUAUCAAAGGAGCGCUACAUCGCCCGUCUCUUCUCCCUCAUGCUGGGCUACGACAUCGCCGAGAAGCUCUACAACCUCAACAACAAGCUCUACAUUAAGAGUGGCGUGCUGUUGGACAUCCGCCUUCCCAGCCUCUACCAUGUUCUGGCCCCGUCCUCGCAGGGCAGCGAGGGCGGCAGUGGCAGUGACGGUGGCAUCGCCAAGGAGCAACAAACUGAACACCAGGGCGAAGACCCAGCACCGGCCUACCAGAAAUGUGAUCCCACUCAGUCUCAGACCCUCCAGCCAUACCUGCAGGGACCAAGGAAGACCACCCUGGAUGAACCCCAGGCUCUUCAGCAUGACCGUUUUCAGCACCCCUGGGCGUCAGACCCGGAGCUGCCCUCUGGUGAGGACUCCACCAGCCUGGUCCUGGAAGACUUUGGUGAUGUGGCGGGCUCCUUAAUGGAUUAUGGCAGUGAGAGGGAAUAUUUGAGGUAGAGGGGAAGGGUGCUGGAGCUAACACACUGGGUCACCACUUAAGCUACAUGAGGUGAUAGUGACGGGAACCUACCACCUCGAUUCCAGAGGGGCAGAGCACCGCUAGCUCCCACCGACACUCCCAAACUGUGAGAACAGUCUCUCCUGGAAACACUAUAUUAUUUACAGUAUAGCAGUAUGAAUGAGUCACAUGUCACUUGUCUCCUCCUUGCGCUCUGUCCCUGUUCUCACUUCAGUUCACGUCUUCAUUGUCUUUUGGACAUGUAGAUUGUGUGCUCUUCUUUAUGUCUAUUUAAAUUACAGUCAAUCUGAUAUCUUUAGACAACCAAUACUACGGGCGGAUAUUUAUCCCCACACUAAUUUAAUGUUGGUCUCUGUGGCAGCAUUAAUGCCACCAAGGCAGGGGGAUCCACCACAUCUAUUCAAUUUCAGUGAAACUUAUAGAUAUUUUAGCAUUACAAUGAAUAUGGAAUUUACAAAAUCUAUAAUUUAAUGAAUGAGUGAAUCAAUACAAUGUUCAAAGAGCAUUUAUAUUGUGUGUUCCUGUAGCUGCUAUCAGAGACAAUCAUGUCAACAAUCAGUUAGACCCUCAUUUAAAUCACCAUCAUCCUAAGUGGCACUUGAAUAGUGAGGACAGGGGCUGCCUUCACCUUGUUACUUACUAGCACAUUAAAUGCCUGCAAUGUUAUUUUAUGUUAUAAAAAUGGAUUCUGUGAUACUGAAACAGAUGAAUAUGGUUUUCAUUUCACUUUUAUUUGAUGUUAGAACAAGACAGUUUGGCUUGGACUUGACUGCACCAAAUUUGACUUUUGAUGUUUUCUUUUCACAAAUCACGUACACCCAACGUUAGAAAGAGUAUUGAUUUAAGGUUACUACACAUUUUCUGGAUCUGAUUUAGACAAAUUUGAGUAGAAAUCAAUAAAAUAAAAUAAAAUCACAUUAUAUGAAUCAAUAAGACGUGGAACAAUCUCUUAGAAUCAUACUCCGUACUUAAUCCUUUCAAAAUCUGCAAAAUAUUUAGUUUGCAUACUCCUCGAGACCUUUCCAGAGCUGCAUAUGAACAAUUUAGGUACAAAACCUGCAACCUGGCAGUGUAGAUAUUCUCCAUUUCACUUUGUUGUUGGGCAUGUUUAGCUAUUUAUCUGAAUGCACCAUGACUUGGUUCAGUGUCAGUAUAUGCUGUCUAAGAAGUGAUCUUGUCGUACUGAUUUUCAGAGCAUGAUACCAAAUUCAUCAAGAGUACAACCUCUUAAUACUUCUUUGGUGAUAUAUUGGAUGCCUGUAGACCAUGUUUUUUUUUUCAUUUUUGUAACUAACUGAGUAAUACACACGUGUAUACUGUGAA